Molecule: messenger RNA, 1351 nt
Organism: Gavialis gangeticus (Gharial)
Lineage: Eukaryota; Metazoa; Chordata; Crocodylia; Gavialidae
Gene: LMO1
Product: LIM domain only 1
Exons: 4
Coding region: 525-995 (156 amino acids)
Biological process (GO): positive regulation of transcription by RNA polymerase II
Cellular component (GO): nucleus
Molecular function (GO): transcription coactivator activity; DNA-binding transcription factor binding
Source: RefSeq, a predicted model, not a curated record
AGCUCACAAAUUGAGAGACAGUGGCAGCAGUAGUCAGGCUUAGAUAUUUUACCCUCUCUGAAUAUAAUUUUAGAUUUAGAAUCAGCUUAAAUCCAAGGGGAAAACACUUUAUAAGGUUGAAAGCUGUGUAGUUGCAACAGCCAGGGUUAUGAGCUAUCAAAUGCAAUUACAUUAAAACAGAUUAUACUGUGCAAAUUGAGCCAUUUAGAAGGUGAGAACCAAAGAAACAGCUCUGAUCUCCCUUUUUUUCUAAAUUGCAGUUUUAGUUCCUUGCAAUUCUGAGGUACAAAAGUAGGUGAGACUGCUUUUGUAUCUGCAAAGUGCUUCAUUUCUGAAUGUAAUUCUAACUGAGUGCAAUCUAGGUUAAAAGCUGGACAACUGGGUAAUUAGAGCUCACUCACUGCUGAAGGACGAUCAGCUGUACUAUAGCUCAUCUGUGUUCCCAGAGACUAGUUCUUGUCUCUUCUGAGUGGAGCCUGCUGGCAAAGAAGCAUCUACCCCCCAGACUCUUCUUGAUCCCUGAGAUGAUGGUGCUGGACAAGGAGGACGGUGUGCCAAUGUUAUCUGUGCAACCCAAAGGGAAACAGAAGGGCUGUGCUGGCUGCAACCGAAAGAUCAAGGACCGCUACCUUUUGAAGGCCCUGGAUAAGUACUGGCAUGAAGACUGUCUAAAGUGUGCCUGCUGUGACUGCCGUCUUGGAGAGGUUGGAUCAACUCUUUACACGAAAGCAAAUCUUAUUCUUUGCCGCAGAGAUUACCUGAGGCUCUUUGGUACCACCGGGAAUUGUGCUGCUUGCAGUAAACUGAUCCCUGCCUUUGAGAUGGUGAUGAGGGCCAGAGAUAAUGUUUACCAUUUGGAUUGCUUUGCCUGCCAGCUCUGCAACCAGCGAUUUUGUGUGGGAGACAAAUUUUUCCUGAAGAACAACAUGAUCUUGUGUCAGAUGGACUAUGAGGAAGGGCAGCUUAACGGAAGCUUUGAAUCCCAAGUUCAAUAACGAACCCUGCUUCACUGAAGCACUGUGGGAUGGACGUUCGACCACACGAGCAGUGAGGGGCGUCUGUCAGCUUGCCUGCAAUAUUUUUUUAAUUCUUGGUCCAGAAAGGACUAUAUACAUUGUAGUACUUUUCCCCCUUCCGCCCCCCCCAACACAAAGCAGUUACAAUUUUAGAUGUACAGUUGUGCCUGCUUAGCUGAGCACUGCAUUGCCUGUAUGUUUGUGAGUUUUUGAGGUCUGGGGGAGGGCUCUGUACAGUCUGUUUUCUGUAUAUAAACUGGAACAUUUAUUUUAUGAAAAAUGUAAUGCAAUUUUAUUACUGGUGUGAAUUAAAAAUUAUGAAUGUUUCCUGGUCA